AUGCCUAUGACCUCGAUUCCCCAGAUCAGCCCUGCCCGUAUACGGUCGUAUAUCCUGCGCCUGCCGUUCUGCACCAAAGUGCUAGUCGCCGCCAUUGUAGGACUAUGGGUUGCAACAAUUCCCUUCCCGUGGAUUAGGGACUUUGGCGCCCUGGAGCCGGCCAAGAUGGAUUUGACGCAGAUGCACCGACUCAAUCUGUUUCCCGUCCUACAUUGGAACUUUAUCCACAUGAUCUUCAACCUCGUCGCCGUGACGCCACUCAUCGAGCGAUUCGAGUCCGAAUACGGAACACUCGUUACAUUGGCGCUUUUCACUGGGCCUUUUGGAACGAUACCCGGGGGCGUGUACACAUUAUUGGAAAAGUAUGUACUGAGGAGUAACACCUCAGUCAUGGGCGCGAGUGUAUGGGUGUUCCUCCUUCUGUCUGCAGAAGUAAUGAAGACGCACAAGGCGAACCCGUACUUCAGCGUCGGACCAUACAAAAUCCCCACCUGGACGACGCCCCUGAUCCUCAUUGUCCUGACCAGCAUCCUCGUCCCCUACGUCAGUCUAGUCGGCCAUCUUUGCGGCGCAGGUCUCGGCUACCUCUGGGCUUCCGGAUACAUCAAGUUCCUCGUACCGCACGAGAAGAUACUGAGAUGGGUUGAGACCAAGCUGAACUUGCUUGGAAGAUUACCGCACUACGUCAGUGUCGACCAAAAGACGUACGGCCGAUACGGUGUACUGCCAACAACGAGCGUGCCGCUGAGUAAUAGAACUCCGGAUGGAGGGCAACGACUUGGGCCAUAG
Molecule: messenger RNA, 789 nt
Organism: Alternaria ethzedia
Lineage: Eukaryota; Fungi; Ascomycota; Dothideomycetes; Pleosporales; Pleosporaceae
Exons: 5
Coding region: 1-789 (262 amino acids)
Cellular component (GO): membrane
Molecular function (GO): serine-type endopeptidase activity
Source: RefSeq, a predicted model, not a curated record